AUGCGAAACCAUUGUCACCCUUUUCACCAUCCACAAUAUUCAGAUAUCACUGACCCGACUAACCCUCGUAUGAUGAGAAAAAAUUCGUCAAUUAACUUGUUAUUGGAUUCAACGUCAUCGGUCGUACGUAAUGCCACCGCUAAUAUUUCUUAUUUAAUUGGUUCAGCAAGACGUGCAUCGUAUGCCGGUGAUCUCGAUCCAUCAGUUCAAAUGAGUGGCAACUGUGGUUCACUCUAUCUUCAAUCUUCACAGCCUUCGCCUACGGUUUCUCCACGACUUAAUCGGGCUUUCCAUCGUGAACAAACUCUGUCAAAUGAAGAUCAAAAACAUCGUCGUUCAAUCACAAUUUAUGAUGGAAAAAUACCCUCACCUCGUUCUAAUUCGCCCUCAAUGAUUCCGUUUGAUUUAAUUACACCAAUAGAAGCGAUUGAAAACACAAAUGAUCCCGUCGACUCUUAUGUUCAAAUUGUUCUUGAAACACCCGAUGAUAGAAAACAACCAAAUAUCUUUUUAUAUGAUUCUGCAUCGUCAAGUGAAUCCCCAUCAUCCGAAAAUAUAUAUUGUUAUAAUAAUUCGACUGAACAAUUUGUGAAACCAAAACGUCGUUUAUCGUUCACUAAACAGUCUCCAUCUCCGACGUCUAUGACAACUGAAAACGAUGAUAAUUUAAAAAUCAAAGAUAAUCAAAAUCCGCUUGAUCUAUCAAACACUUAUUGCUCACCACCAACGGUCGUUGAACCAAUGGACUUUUCAUUUCUUGAUCCAAUUCUAAAAGGUGAAAGUGCUGCACCACCACCCUCGUGUCGUCGAACACGAUUUUUAUCACAUGACAAUUCAAAUACAACCAUCUAUUCACCUUUUGAUAUAGACAAUAUGAAUAAACAUCGUUUGAAUUCAAUAUCUAGUUCAAUAUCGAUUAAUUCUGACACAUCUCUCGAAUCUUCAAGUUGUUUAUCGUCACCAAUCGAAAAAAUUCUACCUCAACACACUUUAUUCGAGUCAACUACAAAAGUAGUGAAUCGAAAGAAAAAUAGUGACUCGAUGUUUAUAUCAAAUAUGAAACAUACGAAUAAUGCUGCUGUCACGUUACAGGUGCCUUUGUAG
Didymodactylos carnosus is the source of this 1104-nucleotide messenger RNA. NCBI's taxonomy places the organism in Eukaryota, Metazoa, Rotifera, Eurotatoria, Philodinida, Philodinidae. The record is from the annotation of a GenBank genome assembly.